ACUACGAUACAAAAGGAGAUUUGUAGAGAGAGAAGGAUACAAAAGGAGAGGUUUAGAGAGAGAGGGACGGAGUCCCCCCAUCUCUAUUAUUAUUAUUCUCCUGAAGGUUAAAAGGCAGAGUCCCCUCCCUCCUCUGGAGCUUCUCCAGAUCCUACUAAAACCCUAAUUCUGCUUGGUCUGGAGACACCAGAAGAGGAAACAGAUCUAGUUACAAAAAAACGCUUAUUGGUCACAUUAGGAAUGGCAUCUCAGCAAGUUAAUGCGGGACCUGUUCCUCCUGCUCAAGUGGUGGGGAAUGCAUUUGUGCACCAAUAUUAUAACAUCCUUCAUCAAUCACCUGAGCUGGUAUACAGGUUUUAUCAGGAGACUAGUCGGCUUGGUCGACCUGAGGAAAACGGUGUGAUGAGUUCCAUUACCACCAUGCAAGCGAUCAAUGACAAGAUACUUUCACUGGAUUAUGGCAACUCUCGUGCUGAGAUAAAGACCGUGGAUGCACAAGAAUCUUUCAAUUUAGGAGUCCUUGUUCUUGUGACUGGUUAUCUUACUGGGAAAGACAAUGUCAGGAGAAACUUCACUCAGUCUUUCUUCUUAGCCCCUCAAGACAAAGGUUACUUUGUUCUGAAUGAUGUCUUUAGAUAUGUAGAAGAAAAUGGUCAGCUUGAGGGGAAUCCUGGUUUGGUCAACCCCGACAUGGAAUCCACAAUGAGGACCCCACCAGAACAAGUUGAAGUGCAGAAAGUAUCAGAUGAAGCAACUCAUUUGUCAGAAGAAGAUAUAAAUGCAGAGGAAGUGUACAAUCCUUCAGACGAUGAGGAUGGUUCGGUUGUGGAAGGGGAAGCUCCAAUUGAUGAAGUUAUCAAUGAAGUUCGUAUUGAGUCUCCCGCAACUGUUGAUGCUGUGUCAUCUGUUCAGGAAGAAGUUCCAAAGAAAUCAUACGCCUCAAUUGUGAAGGUUAUGAAGGAAAGUCCAUCACAUCUAUCAGUUCCAGUCCCUUCUGCUAGGGCAACACCCUCAAACUCUGAGAGACAAGUGAUUGCGCCUGCACCACCUGCUGUAGCACAGGAGGCACAUGCUCCAAAUACAAAUCCCACUGAAAGUAGUACUCAAGAGGCAGAAGGUGAUGGCCACUCAAUAUAUAUUAAAAGCCUGCCUUUGAAUGCCACAGCUGCUCAACUUGAGGAAGAGUUCAAGAAGUUUGGAGCCAUUAAGAGUGGUGGCAUCCAAGUGAGAAGUAACAAGCAACAGGGAUUUUGUUUUGGCUUUGUGGAAUUCGAGUCAAGCAGUUCCGUGCAAAGUGCAAUUGAGGCCUCCCCCAUAAUGAUUGGUGGUCGUCAAGCUUUUGUUGAGGAGAAGAGGCCUUCUGGUUCUCGAGCUUCUAGAGGCCGAUUUCCUCUAGGAAGGGGUGGCUUCCGAAAUGAGGGACCUCGAGGACGUGGUGGCUAUGGGGGUGGUGGUAGAGGCUACUCUCGAGGUGGUGACUUCAACAGCAAUGGCCCAAGGACCGAGUAUGGUGGAGGAAGGGGAGGAAGGGCUGGUGGCUAUCAGAGGGUGGAGAAUAACAUGGGUAAUGGUGGUGGUGGUGGUGGUGGUGGCAGAUCCAAUCGCCCCAACCCUAAUGCUGGUGGUGGUUUAGGCUCGAACCCUUCAGCCAAGAGUGUGGCCCCUAAGGUGCCGGCAACGGCUUGAGGCGGAUGUGGCCCUCAUGGCUUUACUUGUUACGGGAGGAGAGGCUUGGGUUUGGUUGGUUCUCAAAGCAUCCAUCUUUAGAGUUUGAGCACAAAAUACUUAUCUUCUUAGGGUGUGGGUGGGAUGAGGUUGGGUCAUUCUUGAGCCAUCUACAAGUUUGGGGAGCUUCCGCUUAGAGAGGGUGGUCUCGAAGGGUGAAGAUUUGUUGACGAGAAGCUUCGUUAGCUAUCGGUGCUCUCUUCUGGAGAUUUGUGCGGUGGGGUGAAGCGGGUGAUUAACAUAUAACUGAGUCUUGAGUUGUGGGAUGGUUAAAAGAGUAGAAACUUGGUAAUCUAUGGUAGUCUAUCAUGUUUAGUAUUGUGAGCUCUCUUUUUCUCAGGCAGGAAAUGCUUGGUUUUUUAAGUUUAGGCAAUUCAAUUUUUGUUCUGCUCUCGAGGUUGAGUACUUAGCAUGUUAGAGGGACAAAAGCCUAAUGGCUUACUAUACGGAAAUGUGGCACUUGUUUUUAUUUUUUUAUUUUUUUAUUUUUUUUUGUGUU
Amborella trichopoda is the source of this 2224-nucleotide messenger RNA. Its product is annotated as nuclear transport factor 2. Lineage: Eukaryota; Viridiplantae; Streptophyta; Magnoliopsida; Amborellales; Amborellaceae. The record is from RefSeq and is a predicted model, not a curated record. Gene Ontology annotation, molecular function: mRNA binding. Gene Ontology annotation, cellular component: ribonucleoprotein complex; cytosol.